UGGGCAACGCUAACUAAUAUAAUGUAACGCAGCGUCACAGAUGGAAAUUAAUAUUAUAAGCGAACAGUUAUCUUAACUCUCACUAUAAUCAAAUCAACAGAAAAGAGAAGCAUUAGUAUUGAACGCUAUUAUAAGGUGUAUGGAUACAUAUAAGAGUCAACAAACCUAAUAAAUAAUGGAGAGGGAUUCGCACAAUUCUGUCGUCUUCAACGCUUCAAAAAGAGAACUUUUUACCACGAACAAUGGAUACAAAUCCAUGCAGAAGAGAUUACGGGCUCAAUGGAAAAUCCAGAGUAUGAAAGAAGAGCUGUCUGUGGAGAAGCUGAAAAAUGUGAAGUUGUGGAUAACGGCAGGCCCAAGGGAAAAGUUCACAGCAUCAGAGCUUGAGGUUAUCAAGCACUACCUGGAUGGAGGAGGAAACGUGCUGGUCAUGCUCGGUGAAGGAGGAGAAAUUAAAUAUGACACCAACAUCAACUUUCUCCUGGAGGAGUUUGGAAUAAUGGUUAACAAUGAUGCUGUUGUGAGGAAUGUGUAUUACAAAUACUUUCAUCCUAAGGAGGCACUCGUGUCCAAUGGUGUAUUGAACAGAGAGAUCAGUCGGGCUGCUGGCAAAGUGGUCACAGGAAUGAUUGAAGAUGAAAAUGUUGGAAAUAAUGCCCAGGCUCUCACAUUUGUGUAUCCAUAUGGUGCCACGUUGAGUGUGAUGAAGCCUGCUGUGGCCGUUCUUUCAACUGGCUCAGUCUGCUUCCCCCUCAACAGGCCUGUCCUGGCCUUCUAUCAAGGAAAGGAGGCAGGCAAACUGGUUGUGCUGGGUUCCUGUCACAUGUUCAGUGACCAGUACAUAGACAAAGAAGAGAACAGUAAAAUCAUGGAUGUCGUGCUCCAGUGGCUCAUGACUGAUAAUAUUCAGCUGAACCAGAUUGAUGCAGAGGACCCAGAGAUAACAGAUUACAACAUGUUGCCAGACACAGGGUGCUUGUCAGAACAGCUCAGAGUGUGCUUACAAGAGGGUGACGAAAACCCCAGGGACUUCACCUCCCUCUUUGAUAUGUCUUUGUUCAAUUUGUCAACCGACACUUUACCUCAAGUCAUCAGUGCUUACAAGCAGCUUAAUGUCAAAGACGAGCCACUGCAGCUGAUCACACCACAGUUUGAGACCCCGCUGCCUCAGCUUCAACCUGCUGUCUUUCCACCUGCCUUAAGUGAUUUACCUCCACCCAUGCUGGAUCUGUUUGAUCUAGAUGAAACAUUCUCUUCUGAGAAAGUGCGCCUAGCACAGCUCACUAAUAAAUGUACAGAUGACGAUCUCGAAUUCUAUGUGCGGAAAUGUGGUGAAAUUCUGGGCGUGACUCCAAAGUUGGAUAAGGAUCAGAGGGACGCCAAGCACAUCUUGGAACACAUUUUCUUCCAGGUUGUAGAGUUCAAGAAACUCAAUCAGGAGCAUGACAUCGACACUGAGGCACAAUUCACGCCAUUGUGAUUGGAUUCAAGAAACUUAAAAACUUUCAACUGUCUUUUCAAUAUGCUAUACCAUGAUAAACAGGUGUGUAUAGUCUAGUAAUGGGGGUAAAGCGACUGCUACAGUAGUCAUGGACUUGGCAGUAUCAACAGGAUACUUGUGUUCAGAAACUGUAUAUGAAUUCAUUAGUCUUUUAUACCGCUUUUGUAUUUUAUUGUGGAAAAAAGGUCAUAUUGUAAAGAUACUUAUGCAAAUAAAGUCACUGACAUUUAUUUAAAUAUUAAAAAUCUUUAAAAACAUUGUAACAAGCAACUGAGCUCUCUGCAUGAGUCCUCACACAUGGAUCCUGUAAAAAAGAAAAAAUUGAAGAGCUACAACAUGGAUUUGCAAUGUUGCCAUGGCAUUCAAUGAUCAGUAUUAAAAACUGAACAGAGCAUCUUA
Messenger RNA from Seriola aureovittata, 1900 nucleotides. RefSeq names its product intraflagellar transport 52 homolog (Chlamydomonas) (gene ift52). Gene Ontology annotation, cellular component: cilium; centriole; intraciliary transport particle B. Gene Ontology annotation, biological process: intraciliary transport; cilium assembly. The coding region runs from base 176 to 1480 and encodes 434 amino acids. The record is from RefSeq and is a predicted model, not a curated record. NCBI's taxonomy places the organism in Eukaryota, Metazoa, Chordata, Actinopteri, Carangiformes, Carangidae. The transcript is spliced from 14 exons.